This is a messenger RNA of Phoenix dactylifera (date palm), 3225 nucleotides long. RefSeq names its product U-box domain-containing protein 33-like. Gene Ontology annotation, biological process: protein ubiquitination; protein phosphorylation. The record is from RefSeq and is a predicted model, not a curated record. NCBI's taxonomy places the organism in Eukaryota, Viridiplantae, Streptophyta, Magnoliopsida, Arecales, Arecaceae. Gene Ontology annotation, molecular function: ATP binding; protein kinase activity; ubiquitin-protein transferase activity.
AAAAAAAGAAAGACAGAGAAGUUGGUGGUGCUGCAUCGCGCGAAGCACGACAAGAUACUCCUUUCUGCUUCCCUCCACAAAAGCGUAAAAGAAGGAGAGAGAGAGAGAGAGAGAGAGAUCAUAAAGAGAACGUAAAGAAGGUCUCAGUUGUUGUUGAGAAUGGAAUAGCAGUAGAAGCGGAAGAGCUUGCUCUUUCUUUGUUCUUUCUUCUUCUUCGUGUCUGGAUUCGGUUACUUGAAUAGAGCGAUGGCGUUGGUGAGCUCGUCGGUGCCGGUAUUUCUCCAGCAGCAGCAGCAGAUGGAGAGGAGGGGGUACCGGCGCACCGCGAGCGUGCCGUCGUCGGGGGGCUGGAGAAGUAGGCUGAUGGAGAUCGUGGAGGAGCCUGCGGUGGAGGAGGCGGCGGCGGAGGAGGAGGAGAAGGUGUACGUUGCGGUGGGGAAGGAGGGGAAGGAGGGGAAGGCGAAUCUCAAUUGGGUGCUUGAGAACAUCUCCAGGAAGAAGAUAAAGAUCGUCAUCGUCCAUAUCCAUCGUCCGGCACAAAAGAUUCCAAUGAUGGGAGGCUGGUUUGCUGUGAACCAGCUAACAGCGCGUGAAGUCAAUGCAUAUUGGCAGGUUGAAAGGGAGAAGUUGGACAAAUACCUAGAUGAAUACAUCGUGAUGUGUGCACGUUCCAAGGUACGAGCUGAGAAACUAGUAAUUGAGUCAGAUGACAUUGGCAAAGGGCUUGUGGAGCUCAUAGCACAGCAUGGUAUCACCCAACUGGUCAUGGGAGCCAAAAAAAGGAAACUGGUCAUGGGAGCAGCAGCAGACAAACAUUAUUCAAGGAAAAUGAAGGAGCUAAGGUCCAACACAGCACUCAGUGUGCAGCAGCAGGCUGAUCCAUCAUGCAAGAUCUGGUUUGUUUGCAGAGGGAACCUGAUCUGCAUAAGGGAGGGAUCACAAUAUGCCGAUUUCAAUUCACAGGGGGAGGCAAUGCCCCUAGCUUUGCCUCAUGAAGACCUCGGUAGAAUAUCAAGUCCAGGCCGCAUUAGGAGGAGUGUUAGUGAUCCCUGGGAGGGGAUCUCAAAGAGCUCAAGGUGUUCAGACCAGAGUGAAGAAGGCCCAAGCAACGUGGUUUUGGUCCCAGCUCAUAAGGAUGAGGGGAGAGAAGAGGGAUCAUCAAAUUUGCCAUCAGUUCAUGAGUCUAAAGAGAAUCAUGGGUUUGCAUCUUUACAUCAUGAUUUGGAUGAUGAUGGGAUAGAUGAUGAUGUAUACGAAAAACUGCAACUUGCACUCGUGGAAGCAGAGACUUUGAAACGUGAAGCUUACGAAGAGUCUUGCAGGCGUCAGAAAGCUGAAAGAGACUUAUAUCAGGCUACCCGAAAAGUCAGAGCGGCAGAGAAUUCAUACACCAAAGAGAUGAAACAGAGGAAAGAAACUGAGGAAAGACUGGCAAGAGAGAGGACGGAAUUGGAGAAGUUAAGAAAACAGCGAGAUGAUGACUUUGAAGAAUUCCAAAAGCUUUGUCAGCAGAGAAUGGAGUUGGAACUCCAAAUCGCUGAUUCCGGCCGCAUUGUGAAGGAUUUUGAAGAAAAACUAUCAGAAGCUCAACAUCUCCUCAACUCCCUGCGAUUAGAGCAUGAAAAGUUGCGGGGAGAGCGGGAUAAUGCGGUUAGGGAAGCUGAAGAGCAGAAUCAAAAGAAAGUAGAGGUUACUGAUGGCACUCAUGGAACAGCAAUCUUCUCAGAAUUCUCUUACGUGGAGUUGAAACAAGCGACUAUGGACUUCGAUGAUUCAUUAAAGAUUGGAGAAGGAGGAUAUGGAAGUGUGUACAAGGGUUUCCUUCGCCAUACGACAGUGGCCAUAAAGAUGUUGAAUCCUCAAAGCAGGCAAGGACAGUCAGAAUUUCAUCAUGAGGUUGAAGUUCUGAGUAGAGUGAGGCAUCCUAACCUUGUCACGCUAAUAGGAGCAUGCCCAGAAGCCUGGGCUCUCAUCUACGAGUUUCUUCCAAAUGGAAGCUUGGAGGACCGCCUCGCCUGCCGAAACGACACCCCACCUCUCUCUUGGCGGACUCGCACCCGCAUUGCUGCAGAGAUCCGCUCUGCGCUGCUCUUCCUCCACUCUAAGAAACCCCACAGCGUGGUCCAUGGUGAUCUCAAGCCAGCGAACAUUCUCCUCGAUGCCAGCUUCACUUGCAAGCUCGGUGACUUCGGCAUCUGUCGCUUCCUUGUCCAGUCCAACACCACCGCCACCCCCUACUGCCGCACCAGUCCCAAGGGCACCUUUGCCUUCAUGGACCCUGAGUUUCUUACCUCGGGGGAGCUCACGCCGCACUCCGAUGUCUUCUCCUUUGGCGUCACAAUCCUGCGCCUUCUGACCGGAAAACCGGCGCUCGGAAUUAUCGGUAAGGUGAGGGACGCACUGGAAAAAGAACGCUUGGAUGAGAUAGUGGAUGCUUCUGCAGGGGGCUGGCCUUAUGUGCAGGCCAAGAAGUUGGCGCAAUUGGGAUUGAAAUGCUGCGAGGUCGAAAGGAAGAGACGUCCGGAUCUUGCGGGGGAGGCUUGGAGGGUGCUUGAGCCCAUGACGAAGGCUGCUGCUUCUUCCAUGGCGUCAUCUCGUUCAUCAGUAAUGUUGAAAGCUUCAGAGGACUGCAUCCCAUCCUACUUCAUCUGUCCGAUACUUAAGGAGAUCAUGAAGGAUCCACAUAUAGCAGCAGAUGGCUUCACAUAUGAAGCUGAGGCAAUAAAAGGAUGGUUAGACAGCGGUCACGAUACAUCACCCAUGACCAACCUCAAGCUUCCCCACUGUGAACUUGUUCCCAACGAUAACCUUCGUUCUAUGAUCGAGCAAUGGUUGCAGCAGUGAAAUGAUUUCCCUAAUGUUUCUUCGGUUGCAUGUCGAACCCUACUUGAACUGGUUGCACCCCACUCCACAUCAGAGAUGUCCUAGGUUCUUCCGUCACAAGUAUUUGGUGAUAUAAUCGGUGAUUAUAAGCAUUUUUUCUCUCAAAUUAGUUGCGUACAAAACAGUUUUAGAUUUGUAGUAUCUUGUAUAUGUAAGUAUAUAUACACAGAGAGAGAGAGAGUGUUGUCCUUAUAUUGAAAAGAUAUAGGAUGUAUUGUACAAAAAAAAAAAAAAAAAAACAGAAAAUAUAUGGGAUGUAUGAGUUUGUUUUGUGUUUCAAGUUCAUCAAAGUAGUUCAUUGCCUAGUACAUCUCCCUAUUAAUUGCAUGAUAUAUUAAGCUA